Messenger RNA from Symbiodinium necroappetens, 1262 nucleotides. The record is from the annotation of a GenBank genome assembly. Lineage: Eukaryota; Dinophyceae; Suessiales; Symbiodiniaceae.
AUGAGAGCUGAGAACCGCUGCCUGACGAUCGUCCGAAACCCGUGGUUUGAGCGCCUGACGUUGUCCGUCAUCUUCUUGAAUGCCGUGGAAAUGGCAAUCAACGCAGAAUUCAGCGACUACACGGUGAUUACUGAAGCGGACCCGAUCUUCAUUGUAGCAGAAGUCUUGUUUUGCAUCUUCUUCACUGUGGAGCUUGUCAUCAGAUAUGCCACCUAUAUUUCUACCUGCCAAGCACUGAAAGACGCGUGGUUCUCCUUCGACUUUGCGCUGGUCGUGCUUAUGAACGUCGAGAUUGCAUUCGUAAACUUGUUUCCUUUUAUCAUCCUGCUAACGAUGGAUGUGAGCUUGCGGCGUUUGUCAACCGUCUAUCGGACAUGCGAUCUUCUUGAGGUCUUUCCACUUCUGAGUGCGGUCGGGCAGGGCGGAGACACUCUCAACACAGCCAAUGCUUUGCGAGUGGCUCGUGUGCUGCGAGUGCUCCGAACAGCUCGUCUAGUGAAGCUGAUGCCCGAGCUGAUGAUCCUCGUGAAGGGCAUGCUGGUGGCCUGCCGUUCCGUCUUCUUUACACUGGUCCUGCUGCUCCUUAUCACUUUCGUCUUCAGCAUCACCUUCAUCGAGUUCAGCCGUGGCCACCCAAACUUGGAAAAUGAGUAUUUCUCUUCUAUGGGCACUUCUAUCAUGACGCUGAUCUUGAGAUGUGUGCUUCCAGAUCAGGAGGUCUUCAUCAACAUCAUCUCCUCAGAGAGUUGGCCGCUGGCAGCGCUUCUAUUGCUGUUUAUUCUACUUGGAUCCUUAACGGUGAUGAACAUGCUGUUGGGCGUCCUGGUAGAGGCCGUGAAAACGGUUUCGACGAUCGAGCGAGAGCAGCUGGAUGCCGACUUUGCCAGAAAAGUUCUGUGGGAGCUCAUCGACAAGGAGGGAGAUGAGGAUGGGGACAACUUACUCUCAGAGAAGGAGUUCGUGAAUCUCUUGAAGAAGCCGAAGGCUGCCCGAGCCUUGAUGAGCCUGGGUGUGGAUGUGUCGGCUGCUUACGACUACGGCAGGCUGCUUUUCGAGGAUGGUGAGAAGGCAUCAUUCGUGGAUUUCAUGCAAGCUAUGCUAACGCUUCGUGGCUCGAACAAGACCACAGUGAAGGAUAUUGUCGAGCUCCGCAAGUUCUUGUCUGAGGAGUUCCAUCAAGUCGAGACCUUGGUUUGUGAGCUCUGCAACUUCCUCGGCGAGAUUCUGGAACCUAAUUCCACGUCACAGUAUGCCACGCCGAG